AUGCUGGACAGAUCGCCUUCCAUCAAAGGCGAUGGAACAACAGAGAAGAAGGGCAUAGGCUCAACUUCUGCAGUCAGAUCUAUACUAGCGUCAGGCGCAAGUGCUGAUGCGAGUGCAUCCAGAUCAUUUUUCGGUUUGCCUGAAUCAAACGUCAAGACCAGUUCAUCGUCUCUGUCCAACCCCAAGCCUUCGCCCGCGCUGGCACAAAACACAAAUGCAUCACUUUUCGAAUUCACUGCUCUGAAAGAACCAGCUGCAGGCGCUACACCGACCACCUCUUGGUUCUCUUCUUUGAGACCUUCGGCACUGGACACAAACACUAUGAACCACACAUCUGUGUUCAGUUCUCUGCCUAAGACAACGAUCGCUGCUGACUUCACCUUCAGCAAGACUUCUGAGACAAAGUCGUCUAAGGACAAAGAGACAAACCGCCAACCAGAUGUAUCCGCCGCAGUCAAGACAACAGGAGUGUUGAACAACAACACGCAGCAGGGUCACGCCAAAUUCCUGAAAGAUGUCCCAGAUGCCACGUCGUUACAUCCCAAGCACAAAAUCACCUGUGGGUUACCAGCAGGAACUUCUUCUGCAGAGUCUAGUCUGGACAAGCCAACUCUGACGAUCGGCAACGAGCUUUCGACUGAUCAGUCUGUCCUGAGAUCUUCCUUGACCAGUCAAGGCAAACCAUCCACAUACAGGCCUCCCUCCAAGUUAUCCUCCAACCUGACUGCUGGUUUACUAGAAUCUAACCAGGUCACUACUGAACCUACUGUCAACGGUAUAAUGAAGGAAAACUACUACUUAGCAUUGCAGUCUGCACAGCAGUCAAAUCAAAGAGUCGGACACGACCAAGAGUCAACUGGACGCACCACUUCUUUCGCGCCCUUAUCCGCUAUGAAAGCCAAUCCGCUUCAAUCCAAUGACACUCCCAAGGCUUUCAUCUUCGGCAAGACAACGACUACUGCAUUCAAGCCCGUACCUUCUGCUUUCAAACUCAAGACAAAGUCAAGCCCGUUCUCUUCCACUGAAAACAUGCAGGGAGAGAGGCUAGGAUUCAUGCAACUACACCACACCAGUAAAGACAAAGCUUCCGGUGCAGAUGAACAACUACGCACCACACCACUUGUUUCUUUCACCGUCAAAGAGAUAUCCGAAGCGAAUGUGAAGACGUCAAUGUUCCCUCAAUAUGCUUUCCUGGGUUGUAGUAUCCCAGAGCCUUCCUCCUUGGAAGAGAACAGCACAUCUUCCGCGUCUGACGGAAUGCAGAGUGCCUUUCUCUCCACCACUUCUAUCCACGCAGAGCCUGAGCCUGUCCUCCUCAACACAAACACACCUUGGUCGGCGUUCAUCUGCGGCUCCCAAGGAAGCGGAAAGAGUUAUACACUGUCUGCCAUCAUUGAGAACUGUCUGUAUGCUUCUUCUUCAAUCGGAAAGUUGCCCAAGCCACUUGCUGGAGUUGUGUUCCACAACAACACUGCUUCUGCGCACAACAUUUGUGAAGCACCUCAACUGGUGUCUUUGGGAGUCAAAGUCAAUGUUUUGGUUUCUCGCAGCAACUACCAUGUACUGAGUGCCAUCUACAAGAAAGCUGUUGGCUCAAAGUAUGAAAAGCUGCUCAACGUCCAGCCUCUGGUCUUGCAAUCUCAUCAUAUUACUGCUGAGCGUAUGCAUCGGUUGAUGGCCUUUGCAGAGGGUGAAACAGCAGUUCCUUUGUAUAUGGAGGUCAUCAUGCGUAUUCUUCGCGAGAUGGCUAUUGCAGGAGUACCCUUCAGCUACGAAACCUUCAAGGCCAAUCUGGACAAGGAAGGUCUGCAGCUAGGCCAGAAGGUCAUGAUGGAUAUGCGUCUCAACUUGCUGGAAUCCUUCUUGGACCCCAGCUGCAUCAAGGCUUCCACGAAAGCUUCUAGCAAGAGAAGUAAUCUCUUUACAACUUCUCCAGGCACAUUGACCAUUGUCGACCUCAGCGACCCUUUCCUGGACGCAGGUACAACGUGCACACUCUUCGAUAUCUUGCUCAGUGUCUUCUUGUCCUCGCGUCCUGACUCUGGUCUGCUGGUCUGCCUCGACGAAGCCCACAAGUUCAUGAAGAACACACCUGCAGCAGAGACCUUUACCGAGAAUUUGCUUACGGUAAUCAGAGAGCAGAGACACAAUGCCUGCCGCGUUGUGAUUGCCACCCAAGAACCUACCAUUUCGCCCAAGCUGCUGGAUCUGUGCUCCAUGACGUUUGUGCAUCGCUUUUCUUCUCCAGAGUGGAUGUUUACGUUGAAGGAACAUCUUGCUGGUGCUUCAGAUCUCGUCACUGCUGUUACGUCUGUUGGUAACACUGAUAGUGGCAGCGUUGGGGACAAAAAGCAUCACAGAGCAGCACGUCUGUUUGAAACAAUCAUCAAUCUGGAUGUUGGAGAGAGUUUGCUGUUUGCACCGUCUGCGAUGUUGGAGGUGGAUGAGCAGGGAAAGAAGAAGAAGUUGGGAGUGGGAUAUGUGAGAUUCAAGACAAGAAGCAGACUGGGUGCUGAUGGAGGACAAAGUAUUCUUGCUGUCAGAGAGUGA
Molecule: messenger RNA, 2550 nt
Organism: Aureobasidium musti
Lineage: Eukaryota; Fungi; Ascomycota; Dothideomycetes; Dothideales; Saccotheciaceae
Source: the annotation of a GenBank genome assembly